Molecule: messenger RNA, 1807 nt
Organism: Marchantia polymorpha subsp. ruderalis
Lineage: Eukaryota; Viridiplantae; Streptophyta; Marchantiopsida; Marchantiales; Marchantiaceae
Source: the annotation of a GenBank genome assembly
AGACAGGCAGGCAAGCAGGAGAGGCGAGCGUCGGUGAUUGUGUCAGGUAAGCGCUGAGGAGAACGCAUCUCAGAUUUUUCUCCCAUACAAGUGAACGAGGCGAGCGAGAUCGCUCGGAAUCCAAUUGGCGCGUUCGACAUUAUCGGCGGCAUCGUAUUUGGGACUGUGGAUUUUUUGUGCCUAGGGGUUUUCGAGACCGCCUCGUUUCGACACUGUACAUGAACACUUCAAAGUCUCGGGCUUUUAUCUUUAUUCCGUUUUAUUUUUCUCAGCAUAAGGAGUGCUAGAACUUUUUUUCUGGUGUUUCUCUUACUCGGGAGAUUGUGGAGCUGAGUGUGGAUUGAGGUGAAGCUGCUGAUGAGAGAUCCACAAUUCAGGCGAUUGAUGGUUUGUCUCUGGAUUUGAUGGCCGUGGAACAGAGUGAAAAUUUUACUGACAAAAGUAUAUAAGCCCUGCUGGACGCGCUUGAAUCUGCAAAUUUGUGAAGCGAGGGAACCGAGAGGGAGACGAAAUUUACUGGAGAGAAAUGGGCAAGGGAGGAGGAUGUGUUCCUGGGAAAAUGUUGGUUUCAAAGAAGAAGAGGGACGUCGAUCCCUCCGCCGGAGAUGAUAAUGAGAAGCUGGUGGGUGAGAAUGAGGAACAAACAGUACAUGAAGAGGUCAUGACAGAGCCUGCAGAUGCUGCCCCUUCAUCUACCACUGAAGGUUCGACCCCCAUUCCUAAGGCGACUCCGGAGAAGCUGAAGAUUUUCAUAGUGUUCUACUCUAUGUAUGGGCAUGUGCUGAGCUUGGCCAAAAAGGUCAAGGAAGGUGUGGACAGUGUUGAGGGUGUAGAGGGUCACAUAUUUCAGGUACCCGAGACUCUAAAUACCGAGAUAUUGGAGCAGAUGAAAGCACCUCCAAAGGACACAAGCAUCCCCACCAUUUCUGCCACAGAGCUACCUCAGGCUGAUGCGAUCCUUUUCGGUUUUCCAACCCGAUAUGGUGCCAUGGCAGCACAAAUGAAAGCGUUUUUUGAUACAACUGGACAGCUUUGGAGAGGUCAGCAACUAGCAGGAAAGCCUGCUGGAUUUUUUGUCAGUACCGGAACUCAAGGAGGGGGACAAGAGACCACCGCUUGGACCGCUGUCACGCAAUUAGCUCAUCACGGCAUGCUGUUUGUGCCAAUCGGUUACACCUUUGGAGCGGGUAUGUUUAAACUGGAUGAAAUCCGUGGUGGAUCACCUUAUGGUGCUGGGACAUUUGCAGGAGAUGGAUCGAGAGUUCCAAGUGAGACCGAGCUGGCUCUCGCAGUACAUCAAGGAAAAUACACUGCAGGAAUUGUGAAAAGGUUAACUGGAGUCUCUUAAUCACUCCUCGAUUCAUCUUUUUAAAUAUUAUUGCUUCCUGGCGACUGCCGUCACUUACUGUCAUUUCACUCAAGCCGUCAUGCUCAGUGGCGGAUAAAUCGAGUGGGUGUAGAAAGGAGAUAUUUGUACUGAGCAUGUAAUUGCGUUUGUAGCUGCCGAGGUGAAGGUUUACAAAAACAGAAGAACAACUACUCACUGACAAGUUAAGAUUCAUCCACCCUUCGGCAUGGUUACAGUUUAUUUCUGUAGAUCCGAGUAUAAUCUUGUAUGUGUACAAAACCCAGGAAAUAAAUGUGUUUAUGACCAGAUCCCAGCUGUUAGUCUCUGCUCGGAUAGAGGGGGCUGAAAUUGUUGUAUCUGUGAAAGCCUGGAACCUUGAGUGGGGCCAAUUUGCCAGCUUCCAAUUCGUACCUUUCACACAGCCGAUUCUUUGAAUAAAGAGAAGACUUAUUUGCAAGU